Molecule: messenger RNA, 1458 nt
Organism: Pseudopodoces humilis (Tibetan ground-tit)
Lineage: Eukaryota; Metazoa; Chordata; Aves; Passeriformes; Paridae
Source: RefSeq, a predicted model, not a curated record
UGUGUCCCCAGUGUCCCCAGUGUCCCGGUGUCCCCUGUAACCCCCCCGUGUCCCUGGUGUCCCCGUGUCCCCUUGGCCAUGCCCGAGGCCGUGCACUACAUCCACCUGCAGAACUUCAGCCGCUCGCUGCUGGAGACCCUCAACGGGCAGCGCGUGGCCGGCCAGUUCUGCGACGUCACCGUGCGCAUCCGCGAGGCCUCGCUGCGCGCCCACCGCUGCGUGCUGGCCGCCGGCAGCCCCUUCUUCCACGACAAGCUGCUGCUGGGCCACUCUGCCAUCGAGGUGCCGCCCGUGGUGCCCUCGGCGGCCGUGCGCCAGCUGGUGGAGUUCCUCUACAGCGGCAGCCUGGUGGUGGCUCAGUCCGAGGCGCUGCACAUCCUGACGGCCGCCUCGGUGCUGCAGAUCAAGACGGUCAUCGACGAGUGCACGCAGAUCAUCUCGCAGGGCCGCGGCCCCGCCGCGCUGCCCCCGCCCCACAAAGCGCCGGGGCCGCCGCUGGUGUCGCCGCCGGAGCUCGAGGGGCUCUCGGAGCCGGCGCCCAGCGGCCACAGCCGCAAGCAGCGGCAGCCGCUGCGCCUGGCGCCGGCGCUCAAGGAGGAGCGCGAGGACCUGGAGGAGGAGGAGGAGGAGGAGGAGGAGGAGGGAGAGGAUGAAGAGGGGCCUCAGGAAGGUGUUGUCCCACCAGGUGUGGCCCCCCCACCCUUCCCCACCGCGGACCCCCCGUUUUUUGGCACCCCCGAGGUUUUCCCCGACGCUUUCCUGCCGCCCUGGCCCAGCGACGACGGCGGCGGCGGCGCCUUCGGGCCCGAGCGCGGCCGGGAGGCGCCAGUGGGGGACGGCUUCGGGUUUGGGGCACCCCCAGCUUUGGCACCGCCCUAUGAGGGGGGGAUGGAGGGGGGGACUGUCCCCAUGGCCCCCCCAGCGCCCUCGGCCGGGCCCCACCGCGGCCCCCAGCCCCCCUACCAGUGCAGCCACUGCCAGAAGAGCUUCAGCUCCCGCAAGAACUACACCAAGCACAUGUUCAUCCACUCAGGCGAGAAGCCCCACCAGUGCUCCAUCUGCUGGCGCUCCUUCUCCCUCCGGGACUACCUGCUCAAGCACAUGGUGACGCACACGGGCGUCCGUGCCUUCCAGUGCGGCGUCUGCUGCAAGCGCUUCACCCAGAAGAGCUCCCUCAAUGUCCACAUGCGCACGCACCGCCCCGAGCGUUUCCAGUGCCGCCUCUGCACCAAGGGCUUCUCCCACCGCACCCUCCUGGAGCGCCACGCUGCCACCUCGCACCCCGUGCCCCCGCCGGGGCCGCCGCCGGGGCUACCACCGGGACCGCCGCCGGGGCUACCACCGGGGCUACCACCGGGACCGCCGCCGGGGCCGCCGCUGGGGCCGCCGGCAGAACCUGGACUGGGCACGUGGCCAGGGCCGGACGCUGCAGGUGCUGGUCCCACUCACACGGCGUGA